CUGAGAGUAAAAAAGUGAUAUCGAUUCUGACCAGCUGUCAAACGUAUACAAAUUCAAUUUUCGGAUAUUUAAUUAAGUUUUUAUCUAAUUGUUAAGUGGAAUUUAAUAAUACCAGUACUAUUUUAGAAUAAUAAAAGUUAUUUCCUAAGCAAAGCAGGAAACUCGGCUGAAAAUGCAUUAUGAACGAGAGGAGUUUUGUGUCGUCAAGACCUGUAUGAAAAAAAAUUGCCAGCUGUUCCCUGUUCCACAUAAAGGCAGUAGUGUUUUCAAACAUUGGAGCCGAUUUGUCCAUCUAAGUGGGUAUCCUGGGCACCGGAUUUGUGAUGCUCAUUUUACGCCAAGUGAUUUUCUCUCUGUCAAACAGAUAAAGUUGAAGAUUACCUCAGUUCCAUCGAUUUUGCCAAAACGAGAAGAAAAAGUAUCAGCUAAAACCGGAUGCUGUGUUGUUGGGUGCAGAACCCGAAAAACGGCAAAGCUUCUGAAAUUUCCAGCAGCACUUUGUGCAAGGCGUAAACGCUGGAACUCAGUGCUCGGACUUCCGAUCGAUGAUACAACCCGUCUCAAAAUAUGUCGCCAACAUUUCACGUCUUCAGAUUUUAUUCAAACAACUAGGCGGUAUUUGAAGCCGAGUGCAGUUCCGACUCGAGGUGUUACGCUUCUAACUAAGAGAAAGCUGAUAGUGUACUCGAAGGAUUCAACAGAUAGUGAUGUCGACGACCAACCGGUGCCAGAGCAUGGAUAUUGUGUGCCAUACAAUCUACCUCGAAGUAGAGCUAUUUGUUUUGUUCCGAGGUGCACAGCUCGAGCAGGGAAUGGUAUUAAGCUGCACAAAUUUCCUCUACGCAACCGUGAAGCUUUGAAUAAAUGGAUUGGUGCAAUAAAAAGCAAGAAAAGGCCUACCAAGUAUUCCGCAGUUUGCAGCAGGCACUUUAAAGCUCAUGAUUACCUGGCAGGUUCUCGCAGUGGUUCUGCAGAAAUUCGUAUAUUGGCCUGAUCGAGAAGAGAUAAGAAACAACUUACCACUGUGUUUCAGAGGAAAAUACGAAAGUGUUAGAUGUAUUCUUGAUUGUACUGAAGUUCCUGUGGCCACGAUGAAGUGCAUCAAUUGUUGCAUAGCAUGCUACUCGAAUUAUAAAGGCAUGAGGACAGUCAAGUUCCUAAUAGGAAUUACGCCAGCUGGUUUAAUCAGUUUCGUGAGUAAAGCUUACAGUGGAAAAGCAUCUGAUAAACAGAUUUUCAACGACGAAAAUGUAUUGAGCCUUCUGGACCCAUUCACUGACGAAUUGAUGGUUGACAAAGGUUUCAACAUUCAGCAAGAAUGUUUUAAUCACGGAAUACGAUUGCACAUUCCUCCUUUCUUGCGAACGGCUCAACAUAGUAAAUCCGAUGCUAUACUAAAUGAAAGUAUUGCAAAAUCUAGGAUU
This is a messenger RNA of Armigeres subalbatus, 1424 nucleotides long. RefSeq lists its product as uncharacterized. Bases 173 to 994 code for a protein of 273 amino acids. The record is from RefSeq and is a predicted model, not a curated record. Lineage: Eukaryota; Metazoa; Arthropoda; Insecta; Diptera; Culicidae. The transcript has 5 exons.